GACUUUGAACCGCUGGUAUCUCAGCCCAGCUGUCGGGGACGCAGUGUAAACAAUAGAGACAACAUGGAAAAUAGUGAAUCGCUAUAAAAGUGAUGAUUCCCAAGGGGUUAGCAUCAGUUGAAUCUUUUCUGCCGGCUAAUUAGUUUAAGGCACAAUGAAAGGACAAGCGGUGAUACUCCUGGCCUGCGUUGCCUUGAGUUCGGCAACAGUGAACAAACUUCUCAAGGGUGGUCUAGGGAUCGACAUCAAAGUUGAUGGCAACUUGCUACCAUCGGUUCUUGGCGGAAGCGGUAGCAAUGGCAACUUGCUACCAACACUUUUAGGUGGAGGAGGCGGGGGAGGCGGUGGAGGAGGCGGAUUUGGUGGUGGAUUUGGCGGAGGUUACGGAGGAGGUGGCGGUUUUGGUGGAGGAUUUGGCGGUGGAGGCGGAUUCGGUGGAGGUGGCGGCGGCGGUGGUGGUGGUGGAUUAGGUGGCGGAUCAGAUGGUUAUGGAAAAGGACCAGGAGGUUUUCCUGCUGGGGGUGGCAAUGGCUGUAGCGGAGGAUGUGGUGGAGGUACUGGAGGAGGACCAGGUGGAGGUGGCGUAGUGAAAGUUAUUAAAGUCAUUGGAAGUGGAGGAGGCGCUGGCGGAGGAGGUGCUGGUGGUUAUGGUGGUGGUUACGGCGGUAGUGGAGGUCUUGGUGGUGGAUCCGGUGGUGGAUUAGGACAUGGUGGAGGAGCUGGAGGUGGUGCCGGAUUAGGAGGUGGAAGUGGACUUGGAGGUGGUGCCGGAUUAGGAGGUGGAAGCGGACUUGGCAAUGGUGGUGGAUUUGGUGGCAGUGGAGGAAUUGGAGGAUCCGGCGGUAAAGGUCCUGGUGGCGGACACGGAGGCGGAAUUGGAGGUGGCUCCGGAUUAGGAGGCGGCGGUGGAUUUGGAAACGGAGGUGGAUUUGGUGGAAGUGGAGGAAUUGGAGGAUCUGGUGGUAAAGGUCCUGGGGGCGGACACGGAGGUGGAAUUGGCGGUGGUUCAGGAUUAGGAGGUGGUGGUGGUUUUGGAAACGGAGGAGGAUUUGGCGGUAGUGGUGGAAUUGGAGGAUCUGGCGGAAAAGGUCCUGGGGGUGGACAUGGAGGUGGAAUCGGCGGCGGUCACGGUGGUGGCGGAUUCGGAGGAGGCGGCAGUGGAAUAGGUGGCGGUGGUCAUGGCAGUGGAGGAUUCGGAACCGGAGGCGGAGUCGGUGGAGGAAAUGGCGGAGGUUUCGGUGGUGGUGCAGGAGGCUGUGGUCCUUCGGGAUGCGGUGGCAACGGACCUCAACCCGGUGGAGGAUGUGGCCCAUCUGGAUGUAAUGGAGGUCCCUCGUCUGGUGGACUUGGCGGUGGCUCUGGAGGCGGUAUUGGUAGUGGCGGCGGUGUUGGAGGUGGUCGUCCAGGUCAUGGGCCAGGACAUGCAGGUGGUAUUGGAGGAGGAAUUGGAGGUGGUUCAGGAGGCGGUAUUGGUGGCGGCAUCGGUGGUGGCAUUGGUGGUGGUCGCCCAGGAUAUGGAUCAGGUCAACCAGGUGGUGGUAUUGGAGGUGGCGGUGGUUCCGGAGGCGGUAUUGGUGGAGGCGUAGGUGGCGGUCGCCCAGGAUAUAAACCUAUUGGGUCGGGCUGUAGCAGCGGAAAUUGUCAGCCAGGUGGUGCUUCCGAUGGACCUAUAGUUUUUCCAGCCGAUAAUAGCUGCAUUGGCGGUAACUGCGGAGGCAAACCGGGUUCUGGCGGAUAUGGUGGAUCCGGUAGCUUCUCGAGUAGCUUCAGUUCAGCAAGUAGCCAGGCCUCCAGUGGUAGCUGGUCAUCAAAUUCAGGUGGUGGUGGCGGCGGUGGUCCGGGUUCAGGUGGCAAAAAUCCUUUCCUGCCUGGCGGUGGAGGUUCAGGUGGCUGCGGUGGUGGUUGCGGAAGUCCUUCAAAAGGAGGAUAUGGCGGCGGAGGACAUGGUGGAACUGGAGCACAUAGUAGUGCCGGGGCAUCUGCGUAUGCUUCUGCAAGUAGUAGUGCUAGUAGCGGAACUUGGUGAAGUAACAAAAAUGAUAAUUUUUUGUAAAUAAUUAUUGAAAUGUACUGAAACUAAUAUGGAUUGUAAAAAAUAAGACUACUCUGUAAUACCGUCCUUGCUACGUUUUUACGAAUAUAGUCAAAUAUAGGAUUUAUACUUAAAUGUAAUAGUGCCACGGAUUGCCGCGUGUAUUGUUUCCAAUGUAAAUUAAAAUCUAACUCGAUGCGCGACCCUUAAUUUGUACGUUAAGAAUAUCAGAAAUACGAAAAUAGUCUGAUAAUAAAAUUCUCAUUUUAACAAUAA
Molecule: messenger RNA, 2308 nt
Organism: Hermetia illucens (black soldier fly)
Lineage: Eukaryota; Metazoa; Arthropoda; Insecta; Diptera; Stratiomyidae
Product: glycine-rich cell wall structural protein-like
Exons: 2
Coding region: 155-2026 (623 amino acids)
Source: RefSeq, a predicted model, not a curated record